Diceros bicornis minor is the source of this 975-nucleotide messenger RNA. It is a transcript of the gene MAS1, whose product is annotated as MAS1 proto-oncogene, G protein-coupled receptor. Lineage: Eukaryota; Metazoa; Chordata; Mammalia; Perissodactyla; Rhinocerotidae. Gene Ontology annotation, molecular function: angiotensin receptor activity. The record is from RefSeq and is a predicted model, not a curated record. Gene Ontology annotation, cellular component: membrane. Bases 1 to 975 code for a protein of 324 amino acids. The transcript has a single exon. Gene Ontology annotation, biological process: G protein-coupled receptor signaling pathway.
AUGGAUGAGUCAAAUGCGACAUCAUUUGUUGAGGAGUCCACAAACGCCUCAACCAGCAGGAACACCUCCGUCGGAGACCCGCAUCGGGAGAUUCCCAUCGUGCACUGGGUAAUUAUGAGCAUCUCCCCACUGGGCUUUGUUGAAAACGGAAUUCUCCUCUGGUUCCUCUGCUUCCGGAUGAGAAGAAAUCCCUUCACAGUCUACAUCACCCACUUGUCUAUUGCGGACAUCUCUCUACUCUUCUGUAUUUUUAUCCUGUCUGUUGACUAUGCUUUAGACUAUGAGCUCUCUUCUGGCUAUUACUACACAAUUGUCACAUUAUCGGUGACAUUUCUGUUUGGCUACAACACGGGCCUCUAUCUGCUGACGGCCAUUAGUGUGGAGAGGUGCCUGUCCGUCCUGUACCCCAUCUGGUACCGAUGUCAUCGCCCCAAGCACCAGUCGGCAUUCGUCUGCGCCCUCCUGUGGGCACUUUCUUGCUUAGUGACCACCAUGGAAUAUGUCAUGUGCAUUGACAGUGAAGGUGAGAGUCACUCUCGAAGCGACUGCAGGGCGGUGAUCAUCUUCAUAGCCGUUCUGAGCUUCCUGGUCUUCACUCCACUCAUGGUGGUUUCCAGCACCAUCCUGGUAGUCAAGAUCCGAAAGAACACGUGGACAGCCCAUUCCUCAAAGCUGUUCAUGGUCAUCAUGGUCACCAUCAUCAUCUUCCUCAUUUUCGCCAUGCCCAUGAGACUCCUUUACCUGCUGUACUAUGAGUAUUGGUCAACAUUCAAGAAUUUGCACCACAUUUCUCUUCUCUUCUCCACGAUCAAUAGCAGUGCCAACCCUUUUAUUUACUUCUUUGUGGGCAGCAGUAAGAAGAAGCGAUUCAAAGAGUCCUUAAAAGUGGUUCUGACCAGGGCUUUCAAAGAUGAAAUGCAACCCAGGCGCCAAGAUGACAAUGGUAAUGCCGCCACAAUUGAGACUGUCGUCUGA